Molecule: messenger RNA, 201 nt
Organism: Knipowitschia caucasica
Lineage: Eukaryota; Metazoa; Chordata; Actinopteri; Gobiiformes; Gobiidae
Source: the annotation of a GenBank genome assembly
AUGAAUACGUCAUUUGGAAACGAUGCCAAUCAGAAACAAAUUCUUGCACAGCACACAUGGGAAGUCGAUUAUGUACCAAAACUGAUAAGGACAAAAAGUGUCAUAAUGAAAGACACAAAUCAUCUUGACUAUUGUCACGCUCUCAUCUUUUUCUUCAUAUUCUUGUGUAUGUGCUGCGUUUUCGAGUGGUACGAGCGGUAG